Messenger RNA from Alternaria arbusti, 726 nucleotides. RefSeq lists its product as uncharacterized. The record is from RefSeq and is a predicted model, not a curated record. NCBI's taxonomy places the organism in Eukaryota, Fungi, Ascomycota, Dothideomycetes, Pleosporales, Pleosporaceae. The coding region runs from base 1 to 726 and encodes 241 amino acids. The transcript has a single exon.
AUGUCUACAAUCCCAUCCCACAGCUCCGCCACAGCGCGCGAUGCCACAAACUACUCCUACGAUCUCAGCAACGCGAUAUACGGCGCCUUCCCCAGCAUCGCAACCGAUAUCUCGCCGCGCAGAUCCCGCGCCGCAUCUCCAAGUUCCGCGUCCGCAUCAAACUCGUCAAAGAAGCUCAACACAGCCCGCAUGACUACAAACAGCACUACCACUACCACUGCUGCAAACCGCACGCUCUGCCGCCAAGCCAUCUCAUUGCACCGCCAAAACGCGCCCCCAACCUGGCUGCCCGCACCCAACCCCACCAAUCCUACCAACAAACGCAGUGCGCUCGCGCGAAGACAGCAAGGCCAGCAAGGCAUGAAUAUCCACGCGAGCACGUGCCUCAACCUCAAUGCGUCCACCGAAGAAGAAACCUCAGAAGCGGAUCUGUGGAUUUUGCCUGAGCUUGACGACUGGGAAGAAGACGAAACCGAAACCGAAUCUGCGAUUCUAACGCCUUCGUCAUCUGCCGAGCUGAACGCACCAGCGACUGGCGGACCGGAGAAUAAGUGGGCUGGAGUUUUACGCCGCGCUGCCAACAGUAAUCUUGAGCGACUGAGGAAUAGGAUGGAGGGGGAGGGGUGGGAUUUUGUUAAGCCUGCCAAUCAGGACGCCGAAGAUCCAGAUCUGGAUGAUGAGGAAUUCGACGUGGUUAUUUUGUCUGGUGAGAGGAGGAAUGGGUAG